AUGUCACGUUUCAAAAACGAGGUCGUGGAAAAGGACUUGUUCAGAGUUUUGAAAGAGAAAUUUGGGGAUAAUUUAAAUAAUUUUAUUUGGGAAAAAAUUAGAGUUGUUGCUGGAGAUAUUAGGUGUGAGAAUUUGGGCGUAAAAGACUCAGAUUUAUUGGAAGAGAUGUGGGAACAAGUUUAUAUCGUGUUUAAUUUAGCUGCCACCACCAAUUUUGACGAAAGAUAUGAUGUUGCCCUUGGAGUAAAUACCCUGGGAGCUGGGCACGUUUUCUAUUUCUCUAAAAAAUGCAAACAAUUAAAGGUGCUCGUUCACGUAUCAACUGCUUAUGUUUCUGGUGAGAAAGAGGGGCUUAUAUUGGAAACGCCUUAUAAAAUGGGGGAGACACUGAAUGGUACAUUUGGAUUAGACAUUGAUGAAGAGAAAAAAUUAGUGGAUGAGACCCUAAAACACCUAAAAGAUGAGAAUCACUCUGAAGACUUCAUUACAACAACCAUGAAAGACUUGGGAAUUCAAAGGGCAAGGAAAUUUGGGUGGCCAAAUACAUACGUUUUCACCAAGGCAAUGGGGGAGAUGAUGUUGGGGCAGUUGAAAGAACAAAUGCCUCUUGUAAUUAUUCGCCCCACAAUUAUAACCAGUACUUACAAAGAGCCCUUCCCAGGUUGGGUUGAAGGGAUGAGCAGGACCGUUGACGGCUUGGUCGUUGGAUAUGGUAAAGGAAGAAUAACAUGUUUUCUUGGAGAUCCAAAGGGCAUUGUCGAUGUGAUACCGGCGGAUAUGGUGGUUAAUGCAAUGAUAGUGUCGAUGGUAGCUCAUGCGAACGAUAAUGGCGGCAAUGAUAAUAUAUACCAUGUUGGCUCAUCUGUAUCAAACCCCGUGGAGUUCUCAUGGCUUCAAGAUUAUGCACUGAAGUACUUCACACGACAUCCUUGGAUUAACAAACACGGGAAGCCUGUGAUUGUUGGCAAAGUCAAUGUCCUAAGCUCAAUGGAUAGUUUCCAACGAUACAUGACCGUUCGAUACAUUCUGCCUCUCAAGGCUUUACAGUUAUUGAACAUGUUAAGCUGCCAAUAUUUUCAGAGAUUGUACAUUGACAUGUGCAGAAAGAUUAAGUUUGUGAUGCGACUCAUUGAUCUUUAUGGGCCUUAUUUGUUCUUCAAAGGCUUUUAUGAUGACAUGAAUUUGGAAAAACUGAGAAGAGCAGUAAAAGAAAGCAGUAUUGAGAGUAGCAUCUUCUAUUUUGAUCCCAAGAGCAUUAACUGGGAGGAUUAUGCUAUGAACAUUCACAUUCCUGGAGUUGUGAAAUAUGUAUUUGGGCAAAACCAAAGCAUGAACUAG
Molecule: messenger RNA, 1338 nt
Organism: Striga hermonthica
Lineage: Eukaryota; Viridiplantae; Streptophyta; Magnoliopsida; Lamiales; Orobanchaceae
Source: the annotation of a GenBank genome assembly